AUGGCCACAAUGCGUGCAGUCGACAUUAAGAACAAAACCGGCCCCGCCACAUCUCUCUUCAUCAACGACCAAAUCCCCAAACCUACCAUCUCUGCUGGCUAUGCUGUAGUGAAAAUCAAAGCAUUCGGGCUCAACCGAAUGGAUCUCUUACAAAGAGAAGGUCACUAUCCCUUACCACCUCAAGCAGGGCCAAUCCUUGGCGUCGAGUUCAGCGGUACAAUUGAGGAUCUUGGAGAAGGCGACGGAGGGAAGGAGGGGUUUAAAAAGGGUGAUGCGGUGUUUGGUCUAGCCUAUGGUGGAGCUUAUGCCGAGUUUAUCAAGGUGGACAUUAGGAUGUUGUUGAAGAAGCCCGAUCAUCUAAGCUGGGAGGAGGCCGCUGGUGUGCCGGAGACUUGGAUCACAGCCACCCAAGCUAUGUACCUCAUCGGAGAAUUCACAAAAGGGAAAAGCAUCCUCUGGCACGCAGGCGCCUCGUCCGUCUCCAUCGCCGGAAUUCAGCUCUCCAAACUCGCCGGCGCAUCCGUCAUCUAUGCCACAGCUUCUUCACAGGAGAAACUUGACUUCUGUAAGUCCAUCGGCGCCACGGCCGGCUUCAACUACAAGACUCAAGACUGGGCGAAGGAGAUCCUGGCUGCUACGGACGGCAAGGGCGUCGAUAUCGUGAUUGAUUAUGUUGGACAGAGCUAUUUCCAGGGGAACUUGGACGUGGCUGCUAAGGAUGGACGAAUUGUGAAUCUGGGACUGAUGAGUGGUGGGAAGUUACCGGCGGGUGUGGAUAUCAGUGCGUUUGUGAGGAAGAGGUUGCGAUUUGAGGGGAGCAGUCUGAGGAGUCGGGAUGGGGAGUAUCAGGGGAAAUUGAGGGAUAAAUUGGAGGAAUAUCUCCCUCAAUUCGAGGAUGGUACACUCAAGAUCUUCGUCGAAAAGGUCUUUCCAUGGGAACAGGUUGUCGAAGCGCAUCAAUUGAUGGAGAAGAAUGCCACGAAGGGAAAAAUUAUCUGUACCAUAUCUUGA
Messenger RNA from Cadophora gregata, 1011 nucleotides. RefSeq lists its product as uncharacterized. Bases 1 to 1011 code for a protein of 336 amino acids. The record is from RefSeq and is a predicted model, not a curated record. Gene Ontology annotation, molecular function: oxidoreductase activity. NCBI's taxonomy places the organism in Eukaryota, Fungi, Ascomycota, Leotiomycetes, Helotiales, Ploettnerulaceae. The transcript has 4 exons.